UGUGACUAAAACUCUUCUCCUAUAUAAUAAGUUCAUACGACUGUGUUACAGAAGGUGGCAAACCGAAAGGCCAUUAAACAAAAACUUUCAGAAGAAGAAGAAAGUGAUCAUUCACACAUAUAACAAGAUACUAAGAUUAGCUUCUAAAUAACAUGGAGAAGAUAGAUGAUGGUGACUAUACUGCCACCACAGCUUCUUUUUCACCUAGCUUCAGCACUUACUCAGGCAACAACCUCGUCAAGAUCGCCGAACGGGUCGGUGGCGACCAUUAUAAGGAGAAAGGAGACGACGCGUUCGAGUUCGCGACUCUCCAAACGGUUCACGAGUCUCCUCUAGUAUUCCCGGUUUUUGAUAAGAAACAUGAAGAUGUGUCGCCGGAGACGGUUGUGGCUCCGUUAAAAGAUCUCUUCCUCCGCGAGAAUGAACAUUCACCACCGCAGCAGCAGACGUAUUCAUCUUCUGAUGAAGAGGAGGAGGAAGAAGAAGAGGAGGAUGAGCUAGACAUGAUCCCUAGCGAGAUAUACUGUCCAUGGACGCCAGCGAGAUCCCCGGUGGAGAUGACGUCUCCUUGUAGAAAGAGCAAAUCGACAGGAUCGUCGUCUUCGACGUCGGCAUGGUCGAGGAGACGAUGGAAAAUUAGAAACCUGCUUAAGAGAAGUCGCAGCGACGGGAAGGAAUCACUCGAGUUCUUGAACUCGAGCCCUGUUAACAACAUAGACAAAUCUUGUUCUUCUUCUCCUUGUCCGAAGAACAAGGAGACGGUGAAGACAAAGAAGAAGGAAAAGGAGAAGGAGAAGGAGAAAGUUUCAGCACACGAGAAAUUUUACCUGAGGAACAAAGCAAUGAAAGAAGAGGACAAGAGAAAGUCAUAUCUACCGUACAAGCAAGAACUUGUCGGAAUUUUCUCCAACAUUCACCGACACGGCAAAGCUUUUCCUCGGUUCUGAUCUGAUCCAUGACAACAACUAGAGUUUUGUUGUUUGAUUGUUUAUUAUCUUUAGAAAAUCAUUUUAUUUCCACAAAAAAAAAGAUGCGAGUUCACAUUCGUUAUCUAAAGUACUAGUGGUAUCGGUUUUUAAAUUAUAUUUUUCUCGUUUUGUACGCAGUUUGAUGAACGAAAUUUCAUCAUGUUCAUACGAUGUUGUAUAUUUUAUAAUUUGGGUUCAUGAUUUUAUGCAAAUGUAGUUGCAGAUAUUACCAGACGUGAAAUAUAGAUGUAAAAAAA
Messenger RNA from Raphanus sativus (radish), 1225 nucleotides. RefSeq lists its product as uncharacterized. The coding region runs from base 153 to 947 and encodes 264 amino acids. The transcript has a single exon. NCBI's taxonomy places the organism in Eukaryota, Viridiplantae, Streptophyta, Magnoliopsida, Brassicales, Brassicaceae. The record is from RefSeq and is a predicted model, not a curated record.